Molecule: messenger RNA, 1593 nt
Organism: Scedosporium apiospermum
Lineage: Eukaryota; Fungi; Ascomycota; Sordariomycetes; Microascales; Microascaceae
Exons: 3
Coding region: 1-1593 (530 amino acids)
Source: RefSeq, a predicted model, not a curated record
AUGGGCGGGUUCAAAGAUAUGCCCACCAUGGACGAUAUUCCCUCCCUCCACCUGCAAAUAGUCCAUCGCUGCGGGCAAGGCGAGACCCGUUGGUAUGACAGCCCCUUGUUGCAAACCGUCCGAUCCCCCGAGGCAACGCCAACGAAGUUUCGUCCGGCUUCUCGCGCCUCGGACCAGCCGACGAUACCGUCCCCCGACAUCUUCCGGUCCCUUACUGAUGAGCCACCAAAAUCCGCAACCGCCCUCCCAACGGCUGGCGAAUGUGCUGUCCACCUCGAGCUUCUGGAGGUAUUCCAUGCUCUUCGAACGCGCAUUAUUUCCACCAGGACACUAGACUGGGCUCUUGGAAUCAGACCGGCGACCAAGACUGUGUAUCGCCGAACCUGGGUGGGUCACCGAAAGUAUGAAAACAAGCCGACAACCGUCAAGGAUCCAACUUUUGAGGAACGUUCAAGGCGGAAGUGGCGCGUCUACCUAGAGAUUGCGGCCACGCGAUUUAUCGUCUGGUCGGAGAAGAUUGAAGCGUUGAUGCGCCAAGUCGGUGGCCCGCAUGCCGAAGCCAGGAUUCCUCAUUUACCUCCUCUAGAUAUUUUAAUUGUCUGGCAUUCCUUCCUGCUUAAUCCCGGCGACUACCAGCAAUUCUGUGGCCGGCAUGCUCUGCCUUAUCUUAAGCAUGCACCCUUUCCUUGGGUCCAGAUUCAUCGGGCGGUGGACUCGUCGCGAACUGAGUUCGAAUACAGCAUGCCCAAGCCCGCUGAAGAAUGGUUUACUGAAGCCACGGGGCUAGACGGCGACCUCUACGGUUGCAUCAGUUUCAUCGGCAACCACAAACCCGACAGUGUUGUGCAUAAGGCCCUGAAAUGGUAUUGUGGAGAUGCUGUCGGGGGUCUUCCCACCGUUUACCAGUGUCUGAGCAGUUACGACGUAGCAGCCGGCAAAGAACCUACCGAUCAUGCCUUCUUGCUCCUUCUGGUUGAGACCGAAAAACGGCGACACGAACUCCUGCCCCUCUGUCAAAACGUUGUGCGUCAGGGCGCGUUCGUCGAUAAGAUGCACGCUCAUCUGUGGAUCCGAAGCCCGGCGUUUGGCGGCACGCUAAGUCGUGCUGUGGAUAGAUACGACAACUUUACCCAACUAUUCAGGAUCAAGUCCGGCUCGAUCAUCGUCCCGACGCUCGACAUGGAUUUGGCCUGGCAUACCCACCAGCUAUCGCACAUUCGGUACAAGACCGCCAUGGAGCAGAUCGCGGGUAGAUUCAUCGACCACAACGACAAACUUGGCACGCAGAUCCUGAGCCAUGGGGAGGAGUUCACGCGCAAGGCGUACGAGAGUACAUUUGAUGAGGAGUACUCGAGGUGUCUUUGCUGGGACUGUGAGGCAAUGCUCUCGGCGGUCAUGCAGGAUGAUGAGAUUGCGACCAUCGAUGAGCGGUGGAUGAAGGAGACAGCAGAAAAGGUGAGGGAAGAUUUACAGUAUUACCGAUGUGUUGAGAUAGAGCGGCGGAGGCAAAAGGGGUCCGUGACGCGUCUGCCAGUUCGGCAGGAGGAGACGUACGCCGCAUCGGGGUCGAGGCCUUCGAAAUAUCUCACCUAG